AUUGUUAUUAUCUAAAUCUAAAUCUAGACAAGGACAUUUUGAUGACUACACAUUUUGUUACUUUCCUUUAUUUCACAACACCCUUCGCUUCUGAAUUUGAGAGUAAACUCAGAUCCCUUCAUACAAGCAAGGGAAAACAUUCAAUUUAACACAUUCAUCAGCUUUCUUAAAAGACGGUGUUUAUCAUCAUGUCUACACAUGCCAUGAUACAGUUUAGUAUUUUGCUGCUGCUGGUGGCUCUCUCUGUGUCACAAACAUGUGAUGGUAUGAGGGGUUUUCCAGGAAGACCAGGUAUUCCAGGACCCCAUGGUGCCAAUGGGAAUGACGGUCCAAAAGGGGAAAAAGGAGAUCAAGGUGAAGCUGCAGCCCCGGUGGCUGGACCAAAAGGAGAACCUGGAAUUGCUGGAUUACCAGGCAGACCAGGCCUGAUGGGUGACGACGGGAUGCCAGGAAAACUAGGAUCUCCGGGUCAGAAGGGAGAUAGGGGAGAUUUUACAGGGGCAGACAGUGUGUACCAGCAUUCUGUUUUCUCUUACAAAAAACGCCCUUUUUCAAAUUGGGUUACACCUGGCACAGCAAUAAGCUUUGAAACCUCACUGAUCUCUGAUGUCAAUGAUAAGUUACAGUCUAAUAGCAUCUUCAGUGUAACAAUAGCAGGGAUGUAUUACAUUAGCUACCAUGUGUCCUCAAGGUUAGAGGGCUGUCUUAAAAUUCAGGUGGGGGAGGAGGAGAAGGUCAGGUUUUGUGAUGAACCUGGUUCAAUAUCUGUGUCCUCAGGUUCUGUGGUAUUGCCAUUAAAUAUAGGGCAAAAUGUGUCUGUGCAGACCACACAUCAUAGCCAAAUCUACAGUAGAGACACUGACUGCAUCUUUACGGGUUUCUUGCUCUUCCCAACAAAUUAGUAAUACAAAAUAUGCAUUUAAACUCUUUUAUGUACUCUUCUUUAGAUUAUUUGUGACCAUGUCUGUGUAGUCUAAAUUCUUAUAGGGGCGGUGUCCCAAACACGGCUCAUCCCAGACUAAAAAGCAUGUUUGUGCUGCCUUCAUUUAAAAACACCUUGUACUGACAUAUUUAACAUAAAUCAGUGCAAAUUAAUUUGUCUCAAGAUGCACACCUGUACUGUUUUUUGUAAGGUUUGUUUGUAAAAACUACUUAAAUGUCCUAAUAUAGCUAUGGCCUAAUCCAGGAUUAAUCCAAACCAUGUGGGUUUCACGUUUUUAACACCAAAGUAGAUGAUGACACGAGUUAUCUCCAACGUAAAUCUCUUUUCUUGGACUACAACAAACACACGGAUUGUAGGCAACAGUUUACUUCCUGGGAUUGGUGAUGUAGACAAGACCGACAUUAUCAUAAUUCCUUACAUUAUGUAGGAUGAUUUAUGUAGAAAACAAUAAAUCAGAAAAAAGCAGACUGGGUCACAUUUGUCAAACAUUGCUUAAACAUUUGUGAAUCAAAUGUAAUGUGCUAAUUAAAAUGUAAUUGUAACAA
Messenger RNA from Misgurnus anguillicaudatus (oriental weatherfish), 1488 nucleotides. RefSeq names its product complement component 1, q subcomponent, B chain (gene c1qb). Lineage: Eukaryota; Metazoa; Chordata; Actinopteri; Cypriniformes; Cobitidae. The record is from RefSeq and is a predicted model, not a curated record. Gene Ontology annotation, molecular function: protein binding.